Coniosporium apollinis CBS 100218 is the source of this 429-nucleotide messenger RNA. RefSeq lists its product as uncharacterized. The record is from RefSeq and is a predicted model, not a curated record. NCBI's taxonomy places the organism in Eukaryota, Fungi, Ascomycota, Dothideomycetes. The transcript has 3 exons. The coding region runs from base 1 to 429 and encodes 142 amino acids.
AUGGGCGGAUUUGUACUUCAAACCGUGAACUGGCCCGCAUUUCCCCUCGAUGCGGAGCAACUCUUCUACCUGGUGACUAAAGGAUAUAUCGAGUACCCAUUGAUCGACGAGGCGGAUAUAAAUGACAAAAACAAGGCAGACGGAAUUGCUAGGCUGGUUACUAUUCUUCAAGCCCUCUGGUUCACCGUCAACUGCAUCGGGCGACCGAUUCAAGGUCUAAGCUUGACUACGCUUGAACUCACUACCAUGUCAUUCAUCCUGAUCAUGCUCACCAUCUCCUACUACUGGAAGCAUAAGCCUCUUGAUGUUAGCAGACCGAUCAUCCUCAAGAGUGAAACCACUAUCGCUCAGAUCCUAAUUGAGGCUAGGCGGAUCCCGCGCACAAGCUCCAUAUCGACGUACACCGCUCGAUCUUAUAAGCCGGAAUGA